Exophiala viscosa is the source of this 990-nucleotide messenger RNA. RefSeq lists its product as uncharacterized. The transcript has 5 exons. The coding region runs from base 1 to 990 and encodes 329 amino acids. The record is from RefSeq and is a predicted model, not a curated record. NCBI's taxonomy places the organism in Eukaryota, Fungi, Ascomycota, Eurotiomycetes, Chaetothyriales, Herpotrichiellaceae.
AUGUCGACGACUAAGCGAUCGUUCGCGCAAGCGUCCAAUUCAGAUCCUGGAGCGCAGAUCGUGAUGCCUUUGAGACAAUCCAGAAUCAACCCUCCCAACUACACUCGCAAACGCGGUCCUCCUGCUGUGGUUUGGCGUCAGAGCAAACAUCCUCUCCCCUACUUCGCGAACCAGCAACUUGAUCCAGAGUACUUUCCCCUAGACAUCGGUCUUCCGGUGGGAGGCCCAAAAAUGACGGACGGCAACGAGAACGCUGCUUGGAAUGACGACGACAGUGACAAUGGUGCUGAUAUCGAUUCAGAUGCUGAAGGCAACAACGAGAAUCCAAGACCCAAAGUGAAGUCCAGAGCCAUUGCCAAUACGGCCGUAGCAGCAGAUUUCAAGUCCUUGAAGAUUCCUGGUGGCCGCCCUGCUGUUGCAAAGAAGAUCAGCGCCGACCUCGAUUCCGACGAUGAAUUGAUUGUACGCAUGAAAGAGGCUCGAUACUUGGAGAAGGACAUCGCGCAGGCUCUUGUCGAUAAAGGCCGAAUCAACUACAACCCAAAGACCAUCGGUACACGCUGGAGACGUUUGAAGAGAGCCUUGCAGAAGCGACAAGACGAUCUUCUCGACGCCGAUUUGACCGACUGGCAUGAUGGCGAUGAUGACGUUCUUCUGCAAGCCGUGGCCAAAGCCGAUGCCGAAGUCCAGAGACUCAAGAAUGAGAUUGAAAAUCAAAAGUGGCGUAUGGUGGCCAACAACAUGAAGAACCUCAAACCUGUGGUCAACUUCUCCCAGAAUGCGUGCCGCGGCCGAUACGGAGAUCUGAUGAAUGGCAUUGCCAAACCGACACCAGAGUCCCAUCCCAACCCCGGUCCUGAGAUCCUCGAGCGUAUCAAAUCACGUCAAGACAAGGAAGAGAGAGUCGCGCAGACGGCGCAGAUGUCCGCUGUCGAGCAAGCGAACAUCGCAGGCAAUGGAUGGAGUUCGAGACAGCGAAUUUAUUUCUAG